Lasiodiplodia theobromae is the source of this 1149-nucleotide messenger RNA. Its product is annotated as Ubiquitin-conjugating enzyme e2. Lineage: Eukaryota; Fungi; Ascomycota; Dothideomycetes; Botryosphaeriales; Botryosphaeriaceae. The coding region runs from base 1 to 1149 and encodes 382 amino acids. The record is from RefSeq and is a predicted model, not a curated record. The transcript is spliced from 3 exons.
AUGGCAACAGUCGCCACUCAGCGUACCGCGACCCUGCCGCGUCCUUCCUUCACGCCCAUCAUCCAAGAUGCGGUUGUUGCGAAGAAGGCCUCUGGCAUUGAGUUCAAGCCCUCAAAACACCUGGGCUACAAGGACCCCGAAAAGAUCUGGACAAUGGAGGAGAUCGGCUACUCCAAGGACCGCGGUGUCUCGCCCAUCGCCGUCUCCCAGCCCUUCCAGCUCUUCACCGAGGAGGCCGUCCACGAGAUGAGGAGAGAAAUCUUCAAGCCCGAGGUCAUGGAGAACUGCAAGUACAGCAGCAACAUCGCCGCUUGCCAGCUUAGGGGCUACGCUCCCAAGUACGCCCCGUUCACUUACGACGCUUGGAACCACCCCGAGACGCUCGCCGCCAUCUCCAAGGUUGCCGGCGUCGACCUCGUCCCCGUCAUGGACACCGAGGUCGCACACAUCAACUUCUCGGUCAAGUCGGAGAAGGAGACCAAGGAAGAGCUUGCAGUCAUCAACAAGCAGAAGGAGUAUUACGACGCGGACGAGGGUAUCGCCGGCUGCCCCUGGGAGGAUGACAAGCCGGUUGUUGGCUGGCACACUGACAGCUACCCCUUCGUCUGCGUGCUGAUGCUCAGCGACUGCACGAACAUGGUUGGUGGUGAGACUGCCCUGAGGACCGGCCACGGUGAUGUGAUGAAGGUCCGCGGGCCGACUAUGGGUUGUGCCGCCAUCUUGCAGGGCCGGUACAUUACGCAUCAGGCUCUCCGUGCUCUGGGCGCGCAGGAACGCAUCACUGCCGUGACUUCGUUCCGGCCUCGCUCACCGUUCGCACGUGACGAUUCGGUCCUCACCACCGUUCGUCCCAUUUCCAACCUCUCUGCGCUCUACUCGGAAUUUGCCGAGUACCGCCUCGCCAUGGUGGAGGAGCGUGUGCGUGGGCAGCUCAAAGAAGUGCGCGAGAAGAGCCGUGCUGGCAAGAAGUUUGCCACCAAGGACUUCAAGAAGUUCCUGGCCGAGCAGAUUGCCUUCCUCCAACACAUGCAGAACGAGAUCGUGCCGGACGAAGAGGUGCGGGUUGGCUACAUCGAGGAGGUUGACUACCCCGACUGUGUCGUCGGUGCAGAGGAGGCGCCGUCGCUCAAGCGUACUCGCGUCGAGUAA